AUGGACGACAAGAUGACUGCUUCUCCUGUCGGCAUAUCUGCCUCGGACACAUCCGCCGUCGACAAGCAAACGGGUCAAUCUGGGUCACAGGCUUCUAUCCCUAAAGAUAUGGCUUACCAUACACUCAGCAAGGCACUUCUCUUCCCGGAUAUAGAUCAAUACCAGCACUGGCAUCAUGUCGCGCCCAUGCUCGCAAAGUUCCUCGUCGACGGGAAGUAUAGCAUCCAUCAGCAAUAUGAGUACCUGUGUCUCUUCGCCCAGGUCAUUGUCCCAGUGCUUGGCCCGUACCCGACACCAGGAAGAGACGUAUACCGAUGCACACUGGGUGGUAAUAUGACAGUCGAACUGAGUCAGAACUUCCAGAGAUCAGGAUCGACGGCGCGAAUUGCCUUUGAGCCCGUCCGCUACCAGGCGAGUGUCGGCCACGAUCGAUUUAACCGGACCUCGGUAAAUGCGUUCUUCUCCCAGCUACAAUUGCUCGUCAAAAGCGUCAACAUAGAACUGCAUCACUCCCUCAGCGAGCAUCUGACACUGACGGCCAAAGAUGAGCGGAGCUUGAGUGAGGAGCAGCUUACAAAGUACCUCACAAACUUUCAGGUGAAGACCCAGUAUGUUGUGGCAUUGGACCUGAGGAAGACUGGCAUCAUUGUCAAGGAAUACUUCUUUCCUGGUAUCAAAUGUGCAGCCACAGGUCAGACUGGAUCCAGCGCAUGUUUUGGAGCAAUAAGGGCAGUCGACAAAGAAGGCCACCUAGAUAGUUCGUGUCGAUUAAUCGAAGCACAUUUUCAACAAAGCAAAAUCGAUGCGGCUUUCCUUUGUUGCGACCUUGUUGACCCUGCGCAUACUCGAUUUAAGGUCUACAUCGCCGACCCUCUCGUCACCCUCGCCAGAGCGGAAGAACACUGGACGCUGGGCGGACGACUGACAGAUGAGAACACCGCAAUUGGGUUGGACAUCAUCCGUGAGCUCUGGACAGACCUGGGUAUCAUCGAAGGCACAAUCAGUCCAUCGGGCAUAUUGGACAAACCGUUCUUGCCCAUUAUGCUGAAUUAUGAGAUGAAGGCUGGCCGGGUCCUCCCAACGCCCAAGCUCUAUAUGCCACUCACAGGGAUUCCAGAAACCAAGAUAGCGCAUACAUUGACUGCCUUCUUCCAGCGUUACGACAUGCCAGAGCAAGCAGAGGUGUUUAUGGAGAAUUUACAGGCAUACUAUCCCGGUAAGGAUCUGGAAGAGGCAACGCGUUACCAAGCGUGGCUGUCCUUUGCAUACACGAAGGAAAGAGGGCCAUAUCUCUCUAUAUAUUACUUUUGGCCUGAAUGA
Molecule: messenger RNA, 1320 nt
Organism: Aspergillus udagawae
Lineage: Eukaryota; Fungi; Ascomycota; Eurotiomycetes; Eurotiales; Aspergillaceae
Gene: cdpNPT
Product: putative dimethylallyl tryptophan synthase
Exons: 2
Coding region: 1-1320 (439 amino acids)
Biological process (GO): alkaloid metabolic process
Molecular function (GO): transferase activity, transferring alkyl or aryl (other than methyl) groups
Source: RefSeq, a predicted model, not a curated record